Prosopis cineraria is the source of this 1068-nucleotide messenger RNA. RefSeq names its product ethylene-responsive transcription factor ERF038-like. The record is from RefSeq and is a predicted model, not a curated record. Gene Ontology annotation, biological process: regulation of DNA-templated transcription. Bases 1 to 882 code for a protein of 293 amino acids. The transcript is spliced from 2 exons. Lineage: Eukaryota; Viridiplantae; Streptophyta; Magnoliopsida; Fabales; Fabaceae. Gene Ontology annotation, molecular function: DNA binding; DNA-binding transcription factor activity.
AUGCGUGUUGCGUCGGUUGUCGUCUUCCUCGUCAGGACCAAAGCCCACGUGGGGAAUCGCCAGUGGAGAAUUCAUCGCAAAUUGGCAAUCAAGCUGUUCGAUACUUGUGCAUCAUACACACCGUUCCACUCAUUAUUCUUCAGAACUCUCUCACAAAUCAACAUGGAAAGUGAUAAUAAUAACUUCUCUACCAUACCGUCUUCUUCUUCUUCUUCAUCGUCAACGUCAACAUCAUCACCAACAGUGUCUUGUUUGAAAUUCAAGCAUGAUGAUCAGUCUGAAGGUGAUCAUCUGAAUGAUAAGCACAAGAUCGUGAGCAAGAAGAAGAGACAGAGAAGUGAAAGUGACGAUAAUGAUGAAGGGAAUAAGCAUUCUACUUACAGGGGUGUGAGAAUGAGAGCUUGGGGAAAAUGGGUUUCUGAGAUUCGUGAGCCCAGAAAGAAGUCAAGAAUAUGGCUCGGAACAUAUUCUACUGCAGAAAUGGCGGCUCGAGCCCAUGAUGUAGCUGCUUUAGCCAUCAAAGGUCAGUCGGCUUACCUUAAUUUCCCCGAACUGGCUCCUCAACUUCCCCUCCCGGCCAGCACGGCUCCCAAGGACAUCCAGGCCGCGGCUGCAAAGGCGGCAGCCACCUUCUGUCAAGCCGAGGCAGAAGCCGGCGGAGCAUCUGAGCCGAGCCGAGGAGAGCAAGCCACGUCGUCGUCAUCUUCUUCUUCAAGCUCUGUUCCUGAUGACGAUGAAGACACGUUCUUUAAUCUUCCAGAUCUCUUCACUGAUGGGAACAUUAAUGGAGUCUGCUCAUAUUUUUCUUGGAAUUUAUGUGCUGUAGCCGAUAGUGGGUUCAAGCUUGAUUAUGAGCCAUUUUUGUGGGAAAGAUAUUACUAGAGAUCAAUGUUAUUUGUAAAAUAAUAAUAAUAAUAAUGCAAAAAAGAAGCAUUAAUUCGGGAUUUUGAGUCGUGUAUAUUUCAUCAUUGUAUUUUCCAGACAUAACGUGGCUGAGGGAAAAGGAAUCAAUUUUACAAUGUUUAUGUCUGAAUGUUUAAUGAAUGAAUGUUGUUCUUUGUUGCUUUC